AUGACGAAUCCUCAGGCUGAUACUGCCCCACGGCGCCGACCUGGGCGCCCACGAAUGAUGGAGACAGGUCAUGAGACAGCGAAUGACGAAGCGAGAAAAACUCGAAUGAGGCUGGCGCAGCGGUCGUAUCGUAGCCGGAAACAAAGCGCACUUAUAAAUGCAAAAACUCGAGCUGAAGUGCUUGAGGUGGCUUUGGAUGGCUCCAUUGACGAGUUUAUAAAAUUUUAUGAGAGUGUCUCAAAGAGAGGCAAAGAACUACCUGCGGGCAUCAUGAUGCAGCUCAACCAAACAGCGAUGAAUAUCGUAUCUAUAGCGAGGAAGGCUCGAUUGGAGAAGUCCAUGUUGCCCGGCAACCAGAACCAGUCUCUAGAUGACGACGCAACAACCUCGCUGGAUGAGUCUGAUGCUACUCAUGAGCCUACCUGUCGUCUGACUGGGAAUUUCACGGCACUUGAGCACCAAAAGGCCGGAUAUUAUCAUCCUCAGGGCCAGUACGGACCAUUGACUAGGAGCAAGCCGGCUCCUGUGUCGCAGCGGCUCCUAUUGGCCUGUCUGACAAGGGCCAUAGCACUUUUGCAGCUGGGUAACUUCCCCGUCGUUGCAAUUAAUCCGGCGAUGCUUCUACCACUGCAAUUGGAGCGAGCAGAAAGACUUCUAGAAAGAGUUGCUCAUCGCCUUUCUGGGAACCCUAGCGCAUUCUUUUCGGACUGUCAAUAUAGCGAUGGACUAAACGCGUGUUUACCCAAGAUGAUGCGUCUCAUCGAAGGAAACCUGAACACAUUAACGCCACGAAUAUCACCACCAAAAUUGCAAAGCUUACAAUUUGGGCGGACAAGAACGAUGCUUCACACUGCUAUUUCGGAUCUCCAAGGAGAAUGGUUAGAGGCGCCAGAUGUUGAAGAAUACCUUGAGCAGCGAGGGAUAUUCGUUCGCAUGGGCUCGCCUAGUGAUGUUAUUAGCCUAUCAACUCCGACGACUGACGACCAACCACUGCUAAAAACAGCUAGAUUGGGUAUGCCAAGAUCGCAAGGUGACAUUAAUUCUCGCUUGAAUACAUUUGGAGAGAUAUCAAAUCCUCAAAAAGACGCAACGCCAGAUGAAUCGCUUAUCAUACUUGAGAACCAGGCCUACAAAUCUGGAGGCCAUAGACCCAAUACAACGACGAGGCGUGCUGCUAUUCCGGAACACGACUUUACAAUAUUUGGCAGAUUGUUCCAAGAGGGUCAAACUGUGCCGACGGGACAAAACAAUUUCACAUUGUCGGAAGGGUAUCCAGAGAUGCGUACUCUAACUGACAAUGCAGCAACAAGCCAACAAGCAAAAGAGAGCCUCCAGAUAACAAUUGAUAUCGAUAAACUAAUCCAAGGACUUGCCGAGAAGGCAGUGUGUCUUGGGCCAUGUCCUGGAAUUAAGAGGAUACAUGUCGACGAAGCAAUUAGAGGAUCAGUGAGUAAUAUUCAACAGUAA
This is a messenger RNA of Trichoderma virens Gv29-8, 1467 nucleotides long. RefSeq lists its product as uncharacterized. The transcript is spliced from 2 exons. The coding region runs from base 1 to 1467 and encodes 488 amino acids. Lineage: Eukaryota; Fungi; Ascomycota; Sordariomycetes; Hypocreales; Hypocreaceae. The record is from RefSeq and is a predicted model, not a curated record.